UUUAGUUUGUGUAAUAAAUAAAUAAAGUUUAUAAAAGCACAAACUGGAAAAAAUGGAGCUCGGACCAACAACCACAAGUCUGGCCCAAAAAGGCAAGAUGAGGGCGAAUGGAUUCGUGGGCUGGGCUGACUUUGUCACGACAAACGCUGGGAAGUCGAGAGAGCGCGGCCCGGCAGCUCGCGGGCGGGGAUCGUUGGUCGGGGCGGCCGGCCGCCGGCGUCCACCGUCGGGGCUCGGGCUCGGGGCGACGCGGGUCCUAGUCCUCCUCCGGUGGCGGAGGCGGCUCCGCGCCCAGCUAGCGGUUAGCCUCCUCACUCACACCGCCCACGAGCGAGUAGAGUAGUUGUGCAGCUGGGGAUUCGAUGGCCGCUUCUGUACGAGCUGGGCGCGCGGGGUGCCAGCGGCGGCGGCACGCUUGCCGGCCUGCGCUUCCACCGCGAGUGGGAAACGACGGCUUGCUGCGGCGGCGAGCACCGACUGCGCAAUCGGUGUUUAUUUAUUGGAUUGGAUUGGACAAGUUGCGGAUUUUUCACCAAAUUUCUGCGGUGGUGUGGAUAGGCAAUAGGCCCCGCCUGUCACACACAUUGUGACUGCCCAUGUCUGAAACGAAGCCGACCUCUGAGUCAAGUUGGUCUAACUUCUACGAAAAAUCUACUAAUGGGACGAAUGGCAGAGUCAAACUAUUCGGCUCAGAUUUUUAAGAUCCAGAUGUGGACUCCUCCACCCCUCAAGGGCCAAGCUCACUCUGAUUGCUUGCUUGGUCUGCACACUGCUGGUUGAUACUCUCCUCAGUUCUCCACAGCUCCAAGUCCAGAAUGUCCUCGCCGCCACCGGAGCCGUGUUCUGGUUUCGGAACACCAAACUUCCCCUUUCAGGCCAACUCGCAAGGGACAAGUGGUGAGUCCAGGAUGCCAGGUUAUCAUUUCUUCAAGCAGGCUACCGGUGAAUUUGGCAAGGGCCAAUUUGGAAAAGUUUACAAGGCAUAUCUUCCAACCGGGGAAGUGAUCGCCGUGAAGCUGCUCCAUCAGAUGUCAAAGUUUGAUGACGAGCAAUUCUCACAUCAUUGUACACAACUUAUGAGCACCAACCAUAAGAAUCUUGUGAGACUAUUGGGCUAUUCCUACGGAGAACAUGAAGAAUCACAUCUGUACGAUGGGAGAGUAAUACGCGGUGUAUACAAACGCAGGUUAAUCGGCUUCGAGUAUGUACCCGGCGGAAGUCUUGCCAAUUUUCUUUCAGAACAACAUCUCGGAUGGAGUAUACGCUUCAAAAUAAUAAAGGAGAUCUGUGAGGGUUUACAAUACCUUCAGGAAGCUGGCAUUGUGCACUUUAAUCUCAACCCAGGUAAUAUAUUGCUAGACAAUGGAAAGAUACCAAAAAUCACAGAGUUUGGUUUAUAUGAGAUGUUCAAGGCAGUAAACGACGGAGCCACAGUUACUCGAGGGUGUACUUACAGAUUGAGAUAUAUGGCACCAGAAAUAUAUUGCUAUGGAAAAAUGUCAGAACGGUCUGACAUCUUUAGCUUGGGCGCUCUAAUUAAAAGUAUAAUGGCUGGAACUACAGACUCGAGCAUUCAUCACAUGGAUGGUCCUAAAUGUGUUGAGCAUGUACACAAAAGCUGGAGGAAAAGGCUACAAGAGAUAAGGAGGUAUCGCUCAUUUGAAGCAGAUUGCCAGCAAGUGAGCACUUGUAUCGGAAUCGCAGUAGCCUGCAUGCACAGAGACCCAGGUGAAAGGCCACUGAUGAAGGAUAUUGUUCGUAAACUAUAUGAAGUAGAAACUAGGGAAGAUUACCUGUCGUCGCGGGUAGAACAGGCUGUUCAUGAUUAUGAAGUCAGGAGAAUAUCAUUCCAAGAGAUGGAACACGUCACGAGUAAUUUCUCUCAAAAACUUGGUCAUGAUGGCUUAGGUGCUGUUUAUAAGGGAAAGCUUGAAGAUGGGGAAGUGAUAGCUGUGAAGAGAUUCGAUGAGAGACUAAGAAAACUAGAGGAGCAGUUUGAGCGAGUGGUGAAUCUUAUGAAACUCAGACACAAAAAUAUAGUACGAUUAACGGGCUACUGCUACGAACCAACAAAAGUACCAGUUCCUGAUGACAAGAAUCCAGAACUGUACAUAUGGUGGGAUGUUAUAGAGAAUUUGCUCUGUUAUGAGUUUUUGCCAAAUGGAAGUCUGGACAUGAUAUUAAAUGAUAAAUCUUGCGAACUCGAUUGGCAAACUCGUCACAAAAUAAUACAUGGCAUUUGUGAGGGAUUGCAUCACCUUCACGUGGAAUGCCAGGAUGCCCCCCUUGUCCAUGAGGGUUUUAAACCUGCCAAUGUUUUGCUAGAUAAUGGCAUGGUCCCGAAGCUAGCGGAUUUCUGCACUUCAAUGGCUGUCACACCAAGAGGGUACAUAGCACCAGAGGUCAUGGACACCGGUAAAGUUACAGUCAAGUCAAAUAUGUACAGUUUGGGUGUUCUGAUAAUAGAGAUCGCAACCGGAGACAGGUGUCCUUGCGACGAAUCAUCAGGCCGGUAAUAUAUUGAGAAUGCGGUAAAAACUUGGAUGCAAGGUUCCAAUGUCGAAUUGAAGUACCCAUCACUUGAAGCGGGUUUCAUCCAACAAGUGGAGUGUUGGAUCAACAUUGGGCUGAAUUGUGUGGAUAUCCAACCCGAAAGAAGGCCUACAAUUGGGCAAAUAAUGCAUUUCCUUGAGACUGAAUCUGCCAGCCAGAGUAUUACCACUACGGAGAAUUCAUCCUGUCUUCUGAGAGCAGCAUCACAGCAUGGUCUUCUUCAGAAAUGCGUGAUCAAGCAAAUGAACUGAAGGCCCUGGAGAGCAUGUUAAGUGAUGCAAGUGCAGAGCCAACAAAGCUAUCAUAUGCACUUUUAAAAUCAGUUACAAGAAAUUUUUCUCGAAUGAUCGAGCGUGGUGGGUUUGGAGCUGUUUACCUGGUAUAUACUUUGUUUCUGAUCAUCUCUCAAAUCACAAUUUUUCAUAUGUUACCCCAUUGAAGUGAAAUGUUCAUGUCAAUGCUAACAUGUACGGUGAGUGAAAACAGGGAAUUCUUCCAAAAGGAAAAGUUGCGGUGAAGAAGCUCUCUAUAUUGCAGGAUUUAUCUAAUAAUGCAUUUGUGGACGAGAUUGUAUGUUUGAAAAAGGCACAUCAUAGUAAUGUAGUCAGACUUCUAGGCUAUUGUGCACUUGCACACGGUGAACUGAUGGAAGUGAAUGGAACACAUGUGAUAGCACAGGAAACACAAAGGUUACUCUGCUUUGAGUAUGUUCCUAAUGGAGACCUUCAGAAUUAUAUUAAAGGUAUAAUACUUGCAACAUCA
This is a messenger RNA of Triticum dicoccoides, 3315 nucleotides long. RefSeq names its product putative cysteine-rich receptor-like protein kinase 20. The record is from RefSeq and is a predicted model, not a curated record. The transcript is spliced from 15 exons. NCBI's taxonomy places the organism in Eukaryota, Viridiplantae, Streptophyta, Magnoliopsida, Poales, Poaceae. Gene Ontology annotation, biological process: protein phosphorylation. The coding region runs from base 816 to 2516 and encodes 566 amino acids. Gene Ontology annotation, molecular function: ATP binding; protein kinase activity.